AGCAGCUAUCAGAUCGGCUGUGACUACGUCCAAACUUUUGUCGGACACCCGCUCAUCAAAGGCUGCGCCAAAUACUGCAACAUGACCAGACAGAGUGUCGCUGCAUCCACGGCGUGUGUGAUAACCGCCCCGGCAGCGGCGGGGUGUGUCGGAGAGGGUCGUGUUUGGAGGGAUUCUCUGGAGAUUACUGUGACAGGAAGGCCACGCCCUGUAACGCCGACGGCCUGCUGGAGCACUGUCACGUGCACGCCUUCUGCACCCAGACGGGCCUGGAUACCAGGUGUGUGUGUAACGAUGGGUACGAAGGCGACGGCCACACCUGUAGUCCCGUUAACCUGUGCCUGAAGAACACCCGGGGAGGUUGUGACGUCAACGCGGAGUGUGUGUACGUGGGUCCAGGUAACGUGUCGUGUGUGUGCGCCGAGGGCUGGACAGGUGACGGCAAAGUGUGUGUGGAGAUCAACAACUGUCAGCUGGUGGGCCGAGGAGGCUGCAGCCCCGACGCCGACUGCAACCACAUCGGACCUGGACAGGUCAGCUAACAGUUCUGAAUCUGUGUGUGGAUCUGAAGACAGACUACAGGAUUCUGGCUCCUGAAAGGCCUUUGAGACCUGGACACAUC
Molecule: messenger RNA, 622 nt
Organism: Austrofundulus limnaeus
Lineage: Eukaryota; Metazoa; Chordata; Actinopteri; Cyprinodontiformes; Rivulidae
Product: stabilin-1
Source: RefSeq, a predicted model, not a curated record